AUGUUCUUUGCAGAAGAGUUGAUUCUUGGUCCAAAAAAGAAAAAGAAAGCGCCAAAAGUUCCCGUUCUUGAUGAUGCACCAAAGGCACAAGAACCAGCGCCUUAUGCGGAAGGUAUUGGUAUGAUGAAUCUGAUUGAUGCAUCCAGCGCAUGGCCAGAUUACACUUACGAAGAACUGAUCGAUAUGGUUUUCGGUAUCAUGAGAGAAAGAAAUCCGGAAUUUGCAGCUGGAGAAAAGAAAAAAUUCAUUAUGAAACCUCCACAGGUAGCACGAGCUGGAAGUAAGAAGACCGCAUUCGCGAACUUCGCUGAGAUUUGUCGUUUAUUGAAGAGGCAACAGAAGCAUGUGCUGCAGUUCUUGAUGGCCGAGUUGGGUACAACAGGUUCGGUCGAUGCGAAUAGUUGUCUCAUUGUGAAAGGUCGUUUUCAACAAAAACAUUUCGAAACCGUGCUUAGGAAAUAUAUCAAGGAAUACGUGACGUGCCAUACGUGUCGUUCAUCAGAAACCGAACUAACGAAAGACACACGUUUAUUCUUUUUGCAAUGUCACACUUGUGGAAGUCGAUGUUCUGUGGCUGCCAUUAAGAGUGGCUUUACGGCUAUGGUCGGCAAACGCGCUGCAUUAAGAAGGGCUGCCGAGGCGACUGCUGGAAAAUAA
This is a messenger RNA of Anisakis simplex (herring worm), 657 nucleotides long. NCBI's taxonomy places the organism in Eukaryota, Metazoa, Nematoda, Chromadorea, Rhabditida, Anisakidae. The record is from the annotation of a GenBank genome assembly.